CGGGGCCGGUCGCUCCCAGCCUGCGCUCUGGAGAAGCCGCCUAGGAGUGCGCGCUGCCCGUUAUGUGCACAGGACUCCACGGGAGCUGCCCUCCCCGUGACGUGCGAGAACUUUCCGCCAAUGGCGCGCGGGCAGCCCCAAAGGGGCGAGGCUCGCUCCCCUCCCUCCCCUGCGCUCCCCUCACCCUCCCACUCCCGGUGCGGGCCCGGGCGCGGCUCAGCUGCUCAGCGGCUCCCGGGCGGGCCGGCCCCGCUCCCCUCCAGCUCUCCUCCGGCUCCCCUGGCUGCGCCGAGAGCUGCAGCGCGAGCCGGCCUGCUUCCCAGCCAACCCGAGAGCUUUCGGCUCUUCGGUGGCUGCUACCUGUCUGCCCUGGGCGCCUAUGCGGCUCGGGGUCUCAGGGCAGAGAUCUCCCCCACAUUCGGAACCAGAGCCCAGAACGCCCACUGAGACAGGCACGGACAGGCACACAUGCACCCCGACAGACAUGCUCAGACUUAUACGGAACCACAGCACCAACACUGAGACACACCCGUCCAGCGCACCGACCAGCGCGCGCGCGCGCGUACAGAAACCGACAAACACAAAGUCACCCCUGUCCAACACUGAGACGCCGCCAGAAACCAGCACAGAAGCGCCUAGAAGCUCCCACACAGAAAAGUAAACAACACACAAACGCUCACUUUGGAGGUAUGCGGAGCGCCACAGACACGGACGUCCCCAUCCAGAUAUAUCAUCCUGGCCAUAGCACGGAGAACAAAUUGGAAAGGGGCAAGAGUGGAGACAGAGAUGGAAGAUGUUGGGGCCUGGAUCUGAGCAACAGUGGUGGACACAGAGAGAAGGGAACAGAUGCCAGAGGUCUUAGCUGGUUUUAAGCUGAAGUUGUCACACUGGAGUUUUCCAAUGUAUGUUUUAUGUGAAGAGUUCUGCGGUUGAAUAAGGUUGGGGAACCCUGCCAGCUUCAGCCCCGUCUGGAAAAGACCAGGUGUAAAUGAGCACCCCAAAGAUUCUGAGAAGGCCUCCAGGAAAGAGGCAUGGUUACCUUUUAUGAACAGAG
This is a messenger RNA of Equus caballus (horse), 1054 nucleotides long. NCBI's taxonomy places the organism in Eukaryota, Metazoa, Chordata, Mammalia, Perissodactyla, Equidae. The record is from RefSeq and is a predicted model, not a curated record.